Molecule: messenger RNA, 1897 nt
Organism: Hemiscyllium ocellatum (epaulette shark)
Lineage: Eukaryota; Metazoa; Chordata; Chondrichthyes; Orectolobiformes; Hemiscylliidae
Gene: c5h8orf82
Product: chromosome 5 C8orf82 homolog
Exons: 6
Coding region: 5-1897 (630 amino acids)
Molecular function (GO): protein binding
Source: RefSeq, a predicted model, not a curated record
CACCAUGGAGACGGUGAUAGGUCGGGGGUCAGGGGUCAGGGGUGAGAGGUGGGCCUGCGCGAUGGCGUUGCCUCUUGCCGCCUCCGGCCGCCGCCUCCUGCAGCAGCUUCCCCCCCGCGGGGCCUGGGCCACCGUCCGCCGCGGCUCCAGCUCCAGCUACAGGCAGGGCCAGAGCCCGGAGCCCAGCAUCCGCGAGUAUUUCUACUACAUCGAUCAUCAGGGCCAGCUGUUUCUUGAUGACACCAAAGUGAAGAAUUUCAUCACCUGCUUUAAAGAGACGAUCCACACUGACCCAAUGGAGUUCAUUAUCACCCUUCUCAUCCUCAGCCUUCAGGUGCUGUGCUCCCAGGGCUGUCUAGAAGGAUGUCGUUGUUACAGUACAACAGUCGAGUGUGGCUCUCUUGGUCUCACAGCUGUGCCGCCCAAUAUUCCUGCUUUUACCCAGACACUAUUUUUACAAGAUAAUGACAUCACUCGCAUCAGCCAGAGGGACUUUGGCCAUCUCUCCCAACUCCAGAACCUCUACAUUCAGAACAACAGCCUCAGCACGAUCGACCCUGGUGCUCUGUCCCGGCAACACUCGCUGGUUGAAUUAGCUCUGAACGGAAAUCGCAUCCAGCAUCUCAACCACAGCAUCUUCGAGGGGCUGAACCAUCUCAGGGUCUUGUACUUGGCAGGAAAUUACAUCAGCUGGUUAGCAAGCCUGACCUUCCGAGGACUCCAGAGACUACAGGAACUCCACCUUCAGGAAAAUAAUAUCCAGUCUUUGGCUGACCAAGCUUUUGAGGGGCUCUCAUCACUGGCCUUGCUGGACUUGAGCAGUAACCGGCUCCAUACACUGCACCAGGCAUCAAUCCAACCCCUGAAGAGCUUACAGGAACUCCGACUGACCGGGAACCAGUGGAGAUGUGACUGUGCGCUGCACUGGCUGCGGGCCUGGACGAUAGGGGAGGGUCAGCGGCGGUUGCUGCUGGGUAAGAAGAUGGUGUGUGCUGAGCCCCCUCGCUUGGCUGGACAAAGUCUGCUGCAGGUCCCGGGGAACAGCCUGGUCUGCAUCCCGCCAUCCGUGAGGCUGGACCGCAGCCAGGGACUGGUGAGCCGCUGGGGGGACGAGCUGAGGGUGAGCUGCCAGGCCACUGGCUACCCUCCACCGGCGGUGAGCUGGAGGAAGGUGAGCAAGGCUGGGCCUGGGCCUUCAGGCCUACUCUCCGGAGGAGGGACACUGACUCUCCGCAAUGUGACAGCCUGGCACGCCGGGAUCUAUGAGUGCGAGGCCCACAACCCAGGUGGGAAGGCCUCUGCGACCUUCGAGCUGCAGGUGAACCUGUCGUCAGGCCCAGGCCUGGGCCUCAGGAGCCAGGAGCCGCCCUCACUGGGCCUUUCUCCCUACCAGAGGGCGGGGGCUGGCAGUAUGGAGUUCACCACCUUGGGCCCUGGCACCCAGGCUAGCAUCGCGGCUGGCAUCUCCCUGCUGACUCUGGUCGCCCUCCUGCUGCUGGCGGCCAUGAUCUGUCAGAGGAGAGCGGGCGAGUCGGGCCAGAGUGGGGAGGAGGGCGGCCUCUACCUCAACGAUUACUCGGAUGGUCCGACCACCUUCGCUCAGCUGGAGGAGUACCGCGAUGAAGCAGGCCGGGAGAUGCUGGUCCUCGACCGGAACAAGACAGACUUCUGCACCUACAAGGACACGGCUGCCGAGCCAGACCGGCAGCUCCGCAUGUUGGGGCCUCUCCACCAGGUCCAGACUCAGGUCCAGGCCCAGGCCCAGACCCAGGCCCAAGGCUAUGCUCAGGACCAGGCCCAAGCCCCGGCUCAGUUCCAAAGAGGCCCUGGGGAAUUGUUUGAGAACCUCAGCAGUGGGGCCUUCAAGUGGGAGAUGGAGUACGAGAUCCAUUGCUGA